Bactrocera oleae (olive fruit fly) is the source of this 1035-nucleotide messenger RNA. Lineage: Eukaryota; Metazoa; Arthropoda; Insecta; Diptera; Tephritidae. The record is from RefSeq and is a predicted model, not a curated record.
AUGGAGUUCCCUUGGAAGUUUUGUUGGCUCGCAUUAAUAAUACUGGUGAUUUCAAGUCGUUUAGUUGAUACUUUUACAAAACUAACCAAUAUCGAGUGCAAAACGUUGGACAAACCUUUCGCCGAUUUCAAGAGUUGUCGCCUACAUGUACCGAAAAGGGGAGAGAUCGCAUUAUCCCUGCACGUGCAGCUCUUCCAGAUACCGGUUAAUAAUGUCAGUAUAAAUCUUUCAUUUUUCAAGAGAGCCAGUGGUUACCGCCCCUUUUUAUACAAUAUUACCGCUGAUUUUUGUGGUUUUAUGGCGAACAGAAAGCGUUAUCCUUUUCUAAAUAUAUUCUUUGACAUUCUUCUUAAGGACUCGAACAUUAAUCACACCUGUCCCUACAAUCAUGACAUAAUCGUCAAGAAUCUAAUACUGCGUGACGAAAUGUUCGGACGAAUACCGGUGCCAGCGGGCGAAUACAUGUUUAAGUUAAUGGUAGGCGCCUACAAUGAAUGGAAAGCUGAUGUGAAGGCUUACUUUUCAAUAAGACUCAAUAAAAAAGAACGUUGUCGUUUGGUUGAUACUUUUACAAAAUUAACCAAUAUCAAGUGCAAAACGUUGGACAAACCUUUCUCCGAUUUCAAGAGUUGUCGCCUACAUGUGCCGAAAAGGGGAGAGAUCGCAUUAUCCCUGCACGUGCAGCUCUUCCAGAUACCGGUUAAUAAUGUCAGUGUAAAUCUUUCAUUUUUCAAGAAAGCCAGUGGUUACCGCCCUUUUUUAUACAAUGUUAGUGUCGAUUUUUGUGGUUUUAUGGCGAACAAGAAGCGUCAUCCUUUUCUGAAUGUUUUCUAUGGUUUUCUUAUGAAGGACUCGAACAUUAAUCACACCUGUCCCUACAAUCACGACAUAAUCGUAAAAAAUUUAAUAUUACGCGACGAAAUGUUUAGCCGAAUGCCGGUGCCAGCAGGCGAGUACAUGUUCAAGUUAAUGGUGGCCGCCUACAAUGAUUGGAAAGCAGACGUAAAGGUCUACUUUAACAAAGAAGGAGACUAA